Messenger RNA from Hymenoscyphus albidus, 1206 nucleotides. The record is from the annotation of a GenBank genome assembly. Lineage: Eukaryota; Fungi; Ascomycota; Leotiomycetes; Helotiales; Helotiaceae.
AUGGAGGGGUCUUACACGCAAAUACCCACAGAAGUAAUUGACAGGAACCCUCCUCCCAGCGAUUUGCGUAUUGAACCUCUUGAGCCAUCUGAGGACAACAGUGACCCUAAAAGGGAAAUUGAGGUCAUCAAAAGAAUGAACUUCCAUUGUGUUCAACUUGGAAAUUACAGAAAACAUGGUGAUAGCAGAGCUGUUGAUCAAAAUUUUUAUAAGGAUCAAAAAGUGCAGUUGCCCCCCAUGAAAGACGAGGCCACAGCCGCUGAGCGUAAGGCCAUGCUUGAGGACCUCAAGGAGAAAUGUAAAAAGAUUCUAUGGGACCAUGAGUAAGUCAGUUUAUUAUCGUUAGUACUGCGAGCUAAGACAGUCCAGAAAUCUACCAACUGAGUUCUUCAAAGAACCUCCUGGCUCUAUGAAAGAUAGUGUUACAAGCGACGCCAAAAUCGAAGAGGAAAUUCGAAAGUAUUCUGGAAGUAAAUUUCUCAGAGAAUUCAGAGAGACUAUUCGCAACAAGAAAGAUUCAUUGACGGGAGUCACGAAGAUUUUUGCACUUGGGGGCGGCACCCUUACCAAUAUCGCCCCGUUAUCUCUGCUCAGCUGUAUUCAGCAUGCAGAAUUGUUGGCGAUACGAGACAUUCUUGACCCCGAUGGAACAAAAAUUGAAAUUAUUAUUCAAGAUCCAAUGUACACCAAUCGGGAUAAACACAUGGCUAAAACCCUAGGAAUGAGAGUCGUCGAAGACAAAUACAAUGAGCACGAAAGCUGGUUCAAUAUCGAUGGUUCAACGCUUGUUGUAGACUUGAUCUUGCCCGUAGCGGUGAAGAAAUAUCUCGUCGAAAUUUUCAAACCUCUCGCGUUCCUGGGUGAAGAAAUGGACCCAUUCCUCUUUAGAGAAGGCACCCCUUCUAUCUCAAGUAUAAAGAUGGAGACAUUUAUACUGUCCCCGGAACGGGCAAGUGAGUCACAAUUUUACUUAUUUUAUGCAUAUGGCAUAACGGAGGGCAUUUUGGAGCGUUCACUGACUACCUUCUUAGACCAAAAUAUACAUUGGAAAUGUUCAACAAAGAGUACGAGGCAACCAAGAUGAACAUCGACGGAAUGGAUUUUGGAGUCAAGCGCGAAUUCAAAUGGGCCAAUGACGGCUUCAACGGGGGUUCUUUCAUGGGAAAUGCUCCUCAUCUUUACAUUCGUAAGAGUAGCUCAAAGUGA